AUGGAUGAUGAGGAAGAGGUGACUAGGAUGGAUACCUUGGCUGCCAGAAGCCAGGAGGUCAAUAAAAAGAUGGAGCUUAGAAAGCUGUUUGAAUUGGAGGUGCAACAGAGAGAAGAUGAGCUAGCAAAGAGAGAGGAAAUGGGGAGGUCAUCGCAGCAGCAUCCCAGUACAACAGGUGACAACCACAUGGGAGAGGAAGAAAGGGAAGAGGAUAUCUCUAUUUUGAAAGCAGUACAAGAUCAAAUACAGAAUCAUCCUCAAGAUGCCGGCAACACUCCUUCAGCAGCAGCUGGUCUAGAGGACCAUCCCAGCACAAAAGGCGACGACUCCACGGGAGAGGAAACCAGAGAAGACGAAGAAAAGGAAGGAUGCUUUUGUUUCGAAGGCAGUACAAGAGCAAAAAAGCAAUCUUCUUCAAGCUACGAACAAAAGUCCGUCAUGUCCAGAUGACCGUCCCAGCACAACAGGCGACAAGUCCGCAGGAGAGGAAAUUGGUCUCGAGGACGAGCUUGCUGC
Messenger RNA from Seminavis robusta, 516 nucleotides. The record is from the annotation of a GenBank genome assembly. Lineage: Eukaryota; Bacillariophyta; Bacillariophyceae; Naviculales; Naviculaceae.